CUCUCUUUCUGUGGGUGUCGUCUGCCUUCAUGACACCCCACAGUAGGAAUGCAAAUCGACCAGUUGAGCCCCUCCACACCCCACGCUGCUCAACCUGACCCCCACGGGACAGUAUUUAAAACACCCGGGCCUCAGGUGAACACACUCAACAGCUCCUCUUCUCUGCAGUCACCUCCUCUUCUAAAGGACUUCUCAGGACAAACACAACUCUCAAGAUGGCAAAGAUUUUGUGCGUGAUCGUCGCGGCACUGGCAUACUUCAUGCUUGCGGACUCUCUGGAUUGUAACAAAUGCAGUGUGGGCCUGGUGGGAAUCUGCCUGAACAGCAACACCUUAACCUGCACAACCAACACCAGCGUGUGCUUCACCGGAAAAGCCACGUUCCCUUCCAUCUCAUCCUUCUCCGGCUUCAACACCCAGGGGUGCCGGGAGCCCGCGGGCUGCAACAUGACAUCCAGCUCCACCCUGCUGGGGGCCAACGUCAGCACCACAGUGACCUGCUGCGCCAGCGACAAGUGCAACCCCACCACCAUCAGCAGCGGCGUCUCCUCCGCCAGUAUGUCCCUGGUCGCCGUGUUCGCCAGCGCCCUGAUGGUGUCUGGGUGGAGCACACUGUAGUGGGCUCACACACGGACACA
Gadus morhua (Atlantic cod) is the source of this 637-nucleotide messenger RNA. RefSeq lists its product as uncharacterized. The record is from RefSeq and is a predicted model, not a curated record. Bases 216 to 617 code for a protein of 133 amino acids. The transcript is spliced from 3 exons. NCBI's taxonomy places the organism in Eukaryota, Metazoa, Chordata, Actinopteri, Gadiformes, Gadidae.